AUGCUCCAGUCCAACACCACGGACUCUCUGCCCAGAGGAGUUCCUCUCUCGGUGAACUUCAACAGUCCCGGGGAUUAUUUCAUCUUCAUUUUCCACAUUGUAUUCGCCACUGCCACAGUUCUGGUCGCCGGCUCUGUAGCUGUGAGCAUCGCGGCCACCAAAGCGCUGCGCCUCCAGAACAGGUUCAUCUUCAUGCUCAACACCAGCAUCUGUGACACACUGGUGGGCUUUUCAGUCUAUUACCUCGGUCUGUUCGAUGUUCAGGAGGGAUAUCCGUCCAGGAAUGGAACAUUUAACGUUCUGCCUUCACUCCUGGGGAUCAACAUACUGACUUUCCUCUUCGCCCAGUUUGACAGAUACUUUGCGGUGUGCCAUCCGUUCUUCUACAGCCGCUUCGUCACCAGACAGGUGGUGAUAGGCAUCAACAUCUACUGCUGGCUUUACAACUGCUGUCAUUUACUCGCUAGAAAUUUGUUGCCAAUCUCUAAAGCCAUCCAACUCUUUACGUUCAGCAUCGUGGUGUUUCAGCUGGUCGUGUUCACCAAAGUGGUCAUGACCAUCCAACUGUAUGUGGUGGCCAGACUCCAGCUCAGCAGAGACCCUCCGAGCGCAGAGAGAGACACUAAAAAGGAGUCACUGAGGAUCAUCAUCUUCGUCGUCAUAAAUUUCCUGUUGUUGUGGUGUCCCUCUUUUGUCAAUAUUAUUCUGAGGUUUGCGGUAGGAAGAGGGCUGACGUUCAGAAACGAAGCCACCAAUGCGUUUGCGAUCAUGGCUCGACUCAACGCGCUGUGUACUCCGUCCGUGUACAUCUGGGGGAGUCCGGCCCUGAGAGAGGCCACGAUCAGGACCGUGUGGGGCCGAGUGUGUCCGAGAUGCACCCGGAGGGUUGGAUCCUGCACUGGGAGGAGAGACAAUAAAAAGUCGUGGCAGUAACAACAGGACUCUAUCUCUCAGGGAUUUCACAGUUUUGUCACCACCCUGGACCAACUCCAGCUACACCCACUGGUUUUUAAUUUAAUCUAUAGCAAAUUUUGGUCCA
This is a messenger RNA of Sphaeramia orbicularis (orbiculate cardinalfish), 1039 nucleotides long. RefSeq lists its product as uncharacterized. The coding region runs from base 1 to 933 and encodes 310 amino acids. The transcript is spliced from 2 exons. Gene Ontology annotation, cellular component: membrane. Gene Ontology annotation, molecular function: G protein-coupled receptor activity. The record is from RefSeq and is a predicted model, not a curated record. Gene Ontology annotation, biological process: G protein-coupled receptor signaling pathway. Lineage: Eukaryota; Metazoa; Chordata; Actinopteri; Kurtiformes; Apogonidae.